ACAAUACACAAUAACCACAACCACAGCCAGCAAGAUCUAGUCAAAGAAACACAUCAAUCCAGAGCGUCCACCAGAGUCACUAACUUGUCCAGCCGCAGCAAUGGCGGUGCGGUGGCCGUCGCCCGCCGUGGCCGCGUUGUGGAUCGGCGCGAGCCUCCUAGUCCUGUGCACGCUCAUGGCGUCGUCGGCGUCGGCCCAGGCGCCGCCGCCACAGGUGCGUAAGGUGCCCAAGGGCAGCAACCUGGUGGUGAUCAAGCCGGGGGUCGGGAAGCGCAACAGCAAGUUCACCUGCACCGACACCAAGAAGAAGCGGCCCGGGUGCGAGGCCACCUGCCCCAGCCGCUGCCCCAAAGAGUGCCUCGUCCUCUGCCCAUCCUGCAUGACCUUCUGCCUGUGUGACUUCUACGCGGGGGCGUCGUGCGGCGACCCGCGCUUCACCGGCGGCGACGGCAACAACUUCUACUUCCACGGCAAGAAGAACCAGGACUUCUGCAUCCUCUCCGACGACGACCUCCACAUCAACGCGCACUUCAUCGGCAACCACAACCCCGCGACGAGCCGCGACUUCACCUGGAUCCAGGCCGUGGGUGUCAUGUUCGCCCACCACCGCCUCCACCUCGGCGCGGUCCGCUCCGCCCACUGGGACUCCGCCGUCGACCACCUCGACCUCGCCUUCGACGACGAGCGCAUCGACCUUGCUCCCGCCGACGGCGCACGCUGGUCCUCCGCGUCCGUGCCCGGGCUCUCCAUCACCCGCACGGCGCAGGCUAACAACGUCGUCGUCGAGCUCAAAGGGGUGUUCCGGAUCGUGGCCAACGCCGUGCCCAUCACCGCCGAGGAGUCCAAGGUGCACAGCUACGGCGUCACCGCCGACGACUGCCUCGCACACCUCGACCUCGGGUUCAAGUUCCAGGCGCUCUCCGACGAUGUCCACGGCGUGCUCGGCCAGACCUACCGCUCCGACUACGUCAACAAGCUCAACGUCACCUCGAAGAUGCCCAUCAUGGGCGGCACCGCCGACUACGUCUCCUCGGCUCUGUUCGCCUCGGACUGCGCCGUCACGAGGUUCGGCCGCCCCGCCUCCGCGGCAACAGCAGCCACCGCCGGCGGAAUUGCCAUGGUCACCGACGCCAAGUACGUCUAGGCGAUCGAUCGAAGAGUCAACUGGGCGGUACUUGCGUGCUAGCGUACGUGCUGCGUCUGGCGUCAAUCUUCAACUAAGUAACGUGCAUGAGCGAACUCUACGUGUCUGAUCUGUUAAGUAAUGUUUGUUAAAGUAUUUUGUCAUGGAUUGACCAUCCUGACGAUUAAUUUGUUGGUAUAUAUGUAAGUGGAUAUGUAUUGUUUUGACAAUAAUUAAUUGACAAAAUGAGAAAUAAGUUCACACUGUGUAAUAUGUACGGUCUAUUGUUUUUCCUUUCCAAAUUGCUAUAGUGCAGUUAUCCAAAUUGUUUUUCACAUUUCAUUGAUAUUCUAUUCAGAAGAAACUAUUGCUGAUGUCGAAAAAAUGCUAACAUGUGAAAAUAGGCUUCCAUUGGGCUCUGCUCCAACUAAAGAAAACAAUUUGUUAAAUCCUAGUCCCUCCGUCACAAAAUAAGUGACUUAGCUUUGUACUGACUUUGUAUUAAAGUUAGUACAAAGUUGUGCUUGAUACGGAGGGAGUAUAUGGCUAGGCAAUAUUGGCACCUGUGGGUUCACUUAGUCCUUUUUCAAUGCAUUGGUGCU
Molecule: messenger RNA, 1725 nt
Organism: Aegilops tauschii subsp. strangulata
Lineage: Eukaryota; Viridiplantae; Streptophyta; Magnoliopsida; Poales; Poaceae
Source: RefSeq, a predicted model, not a curated record